Messenger RNA from Ylistrum balloti, 3246 nucleotides. Its product is annotated as rho GTPase-activating protein syd-1-like. NCBI's taxonomy places the organism in Eukaryota, Metazoa, Mollusca, Bivalvia, Pectinida, Pectinidae. Gene Ontology annotation, molecular function: protein binding. The transcript is spliced from 6 exons. Gene Ontology annotation, biological process: signal transduction. Bases 1 to 3246 code for a protein of 1081 amino acids. The record is from RefSeq and is a predicted model, not a curated record.
AUGAUUUUGCCGUGGUUGACCAGCUUGGUUUUGGAUUUGAGGAACGCUGUGAUGUUUUGUUGUGGACGAGAGAAGGAAGACGAGGAUCCAAUGGCACAAGGGACUGGCAGACUAAAACAGACGAAACGCUCCACAGAAGAGAAAUUAUAUCAAACGAAAGCGCGAACUGUCAGCCUAACAGGUGGCGCUGUAAGCAGAGGCAGCAGACGACACCGACAGCGGCCUCAGAGUCCACAGACUGCCGGCGCGUACGGAGGUGAUGGCGAAGGGAGCAUAGACAGGGACUCACCAAGUAAUGGAUCGAGAUCUCGUAACUCUACCUCCAAUGGAUGUGUCCCCGAUAUGGGAAUAAAAAGCAUAGCUAUGGAUAACUCGUACCUUGUCCAAACUGUGGAGAUAAAGAAACGGCCAGGCCAGACCUUGGGAUUUUAUAUUCGUGAGGGGGACGGUAUCGAUAGACAGGAUGGUGUGUUUAUAUCUCGAAUACAAAUGGGUACUGUUGCCGAAAGCAAUGGCCUGCUUCAUAUAGGGGAUGAGAUUCUUACCGUGAACAAGGUUGAGGUAGGUCAUAUGUCCCUUGAUGACGUAGUAAUACUUAUGUCCAUACCAAAGAAAUUAAUACUCAAAAUAAGGACCAAGAAAACUUGCAAUAAGAAAAAUGCUUCAUGUCCAUCUUUAGCUAUAACUGAACAGGAGGAGCAUCCACCUGUGGUAGUGCUUAAGAAAGGCCGGUCAUCUUCCGCCACUGCUUUGGAAGAGACAGAAAAAUGUCCGGAUAUAUUUGAGCCAUACUCUUCAGGUGCUUACACUACCGAUUACUUAGGACAGAAGCGUACGUCAAGAUUUGAUAGGUCAGCUUCACAAUAUGCAAGUAUAUUUAUCAGUCCGCAUAGGGCGGAGGCCAAACUUCUAAAUGAGGAUGGAGACAGUGAGCAUUCGAGUGAGGGGUCAUUACCAAGGAGUGUUGACUCGGGGGGCAAGAGCCACUACGUUGGACACCGGGGGUAUAUGUCAGAUGGAGCCUACGAAGCCGCUGGGAGUUACUUCAGCCCUGCGCUGUCCCCUAGUCAAUACGGCAGUGCAAAUGACAGGGAUUACAUUAAGUAUAUGUAUUCUGAUGGUGGGGGAAUGCCAAGAAAAUUAAACCCCAAAUCGCCAUCAAAAACAAUUCCCAUUGGUUCACCACAGCCAAAUCUGCCUGUGAGAAGUAACAUGACGUACGAGGCUGUAGAGAGGGUAGCCCAAUCAGAGAGUUACUCUGGUGGUCAACCUCUUCAGGAUUACAUAUCACACCGAGGUUACGAUCAGACCAAGAAAUUCCAAGGAGGAUUCAGGGAAAUGUUACACUCUAAAGCCAAAUAUGGCCGUUUACCUCGGAGUCGUUCUCCAGAGUGUUACAAUUCUGAUUCGGAAGUUAUAUAUGCACCCCCUUCUACUCGAAGUCAGGUAGAUUCUCGGGGGUUCUCGUCUGAUUACGAGACUUACGCGGGUGGUAUGAGUGAUGAUGACCCUAUUUAUUCUAUACCUCAGCUGCCGUCUAGUAGUAGCACGGAGUUAGAGGAACUCUUACGGAAGUUUAAUACACUGUCACACGAGUUACAACAGGAGCAGUGUAAACUCCAGCGCCAACUCUCUACACGGGAACGAACAGGUGUACAAACUCCCAAGAUGCCAGUACCAAAAGUACCAACGAGUGAUUCCGAUGAAUACAGUUACAUAUGUACUCCUCGUCAACCGCCAGUACCCCCGGGACCCAAAACUAUAUCUCCCACCCUUGCUCGUAAGGCAGCAUCUACACAGACUCCUGCUCAUACAAAGCUUGUGCGCAAACAUAGCGCAGACGCAUUGCAUCAGUAUAGGACAUAUCAAGGCGAGGCUGAGACAACAGAGACCUCCCAUACGCAUGACCAAAGACUUAUGCCCGGUUACCAUCCGGUUUCUCGGGGUGGACUACCUGCUUCAUUAUCUACCUCAAGUGCGGUUGAAAGUAGGGCAAAAACAAUAGACAGGGAUGGCAAGACUAUAUCUCGGCCUUCCUCUAGGUUUAAAGAUUUACAAUUGGUUAAAAAACCUCUUCAAAUAGCAUAUAGUGAAUUCGAAUUCUACAGGGCAGAUAUGCGAAGACGGAUAGAAUUAUCUAGAACUUCCGGUCUAAAUGGAAUUCUGGGAAUUCACGUUUUAUCGGGACAAGGUCUAAAAUCUUCUAAGAUGUCCCUUAGGGAUCUCUACUGUGUUGUUUCUGUUGAUUCCGUGAACAAGGCCAGAACCAUGAUACGUACCGGUGCUGUUAAUUUUGAUUGGGAUGAAGCAUUUGAUAUUGAACUCGAGGACGCUAAAGAUGUGUCAUUUCUUAUUUACAAUUGGGAUCCAAAUUUCAAACAUCGUCUUUGCUUCCAUGGAACCGUGAUGCUGCCUAGCUACAUCACCGGAAGUGGUAAAAAGAGUGUCGCAUUGAAAAUGGAACCUAAAGGUCUAUUAUAUGUAACUUUUCUAUACCGUGAUCCAGCUGUGUGCUUUCAAAGAAUUUCUUCUGCUCGGAAAAACGGUGUGUUCGGUAUCGACUUGGAAACAGUCAUUAAACGAGAGACGGCGUUACGGAAUGUUCCGAUUCUGAUCCAGAAAUGUGUGGACGAGAUAGAACGCCGUGGUCUGGAGGUGGUAGGGAUACAUCGACUGUGUGGAUCAGCCCGACGGAAGGCUCAGCUGAGGGAAGCCUUCGAAAUGAAUGUGAUGGCGGUCAGUCUCUCUCCUGAAAACGUAUCAGAUGUUCAUGUGAUUACAGGUGUCAUGAAGGACUACUUACGAGAACUUCCAGAACCUCUUUUCACCAACGCGCUGUACCAAAUGUUGCUCGACGCCCUUAGUGUACGGUUGCCUAGCGACCCGGAUGGAAGCGCCAAACUCAUGCUUAGUAUACUGGAGUGCCUUCCAAAAGCCAAUCAGGAAACCAUGGCUGCGGUGCUAAAUCAUCUAAAGAAGAUUGCAUCCAAGGCUGAUAAGAACAAGAUGACGGUAGACAGCCUGGCGGGCUGUUUUGGUCCCGUCCUUCUCUGUCCAUCCCCAGCCUCCUCCUCUGAAACUCUCGACUUUAAAAAGCACAUCGAGGUUCUAAAAUACCUUCUCGAUAUAUGGCCCGAAAACUACGAGAUGGUCAAGCUUGAAAACGGUGCUGACAACCAAACGCCUACACCUGAAGAACCGAGAACAGAAUCAAAAUCCCAGACAGAACCAUCUGGUCAAGCUUAG